This is a messenger RNA of Nicotiana attenuata, 807 nucleotides long. Its product is annotated as ethylene-responsive transcription factor ERF096-like. Gene Ontology annotation, molecular function: DNA-binding transcription factor activity; DNA binding. Gene Ontology annotation, biological process: ethylene-activated signaling pathway; regulation of DNA-templated transcription. NCBI's taxonomy places the organism in Eukaryota, Viridiplantae, Streptophyta, Magnoliopsida, Solanales, Solanaceae. The coding region runs from base 10 to 402 and encodes 130 amino acids. The record is from RefSeq and is a predicted model, not a curated record. The transcript has a single exon.
ACACUAAACAUGGACGAAAGAGGCAAAAUUAAGGACACUACUGAAGAGGUGAAAUAUAGAGGUGUUAGAAAGAGGCCAUGGGGGAAAUUUGCUGCUGAAAUUCGCGAUACUUCGCGACAAGGAGGGGUUCGUGUUUGGCUCGGGACAUUUACUACUGCAGAAGAAGCAGCUAGGGCUUAUGAUAAAGCUGCUUAUUCUAUGAGGGGAAAUUUGGCAAUUCUUAAUUUUCCUGAGGAGUAUAAUUUGCCUAGUAGUUCUUCUCAUUUCAACACGGGUUCUUCUUCAAUGGUUUCGUCUUCAGUACAGGAAAGAAACGAGCAAGUUCUUGAACUUGAGUAUCUGGAUGAUAAGUUGCUCGAGGAACUUCUUGAUUGUGAUGAACAUGCAAACAAGAGGAAAUGAAGUAUCAUUAAUUACCACCCCUUGUAUCACUAUAUAGCUAAGUAUUUCGCGUAAUGUAUACUAAUAAACGUCAGUUUUACUAAGAUUAGUAAGGUAAGGUUUCCGUUUGAGGUUUUAUUAAUAAAGUCCGCCCAGACAACCUGUCUGUCCGGGUGGUAGCUUAACCAAGAACGGGUUUUUAUUUCAAAAUAAAACGCCACCACCUUUUGCAUGACGAAGGGGACAUAAAAUCUUACCUCCUCAUAGCGGCCUAUUGUAGAGUUGGAGGGGCCAACUCUUUACGAUAUUGGUGGUGCAUGACUGCAUGUCAUGAUAUGGAACUAUAUAUGCACAUAAGAGAAGGAGUCCUUUUAUAUGGCAUAUCUGAUGUAUAUUCCAAAUCAUGUACGUGAAUGUACUUAUAAA